AUGCUGCUCGACCUGGGCCCAGACGUGCUCGAGGUCGUCGCCGAGUACGUGGACGUGCGGUCCUUGCUGCAGCUAGCAGCCACGGCGCGCCUCCUGCAUACCGCCGUCGCCGCGUCGCCGGUGCUCUGGGAGGCGCUCUGCGUCCGCGACUUUCGCAUUGCGCCGCAGGCGUUCCCGCGGGCAACGGCCCAUUGGGCGACGCUGUACCGGCGCAUGCACGCGCCCAUCGUGCUGACCUGGGGCGUUGGUAGCAACGGUCGCUUGGGCCCCGGCGCCGGCCGCGCGACCGUCGAUCGUCCCCGCGCCAUCGACACGUCGGCCCUGGGCAAGGUCGCUCGCAUCACGUGCUCGGGCUUUGGCAUGCACGCGCUGACACAAGACGGACGCAUCUGGUUCUGGGGCUCGCUCAAUGGAUAUGGAUCGCACGGUCCGCUUCCGGUCCCGUUGCACGAGCCGUGUCGGAGCCUGAGCAGCGGGCGCACGCACGGAUGCGCGCGGGGCGAGAGCGGCGCCGCGUACGCCUGGACCGAGUUGGGUUCGCCUGUCCAAUGCAACUCGGCAAAGGACGCGCCCGUCGUCGACGUCGUUGCGGGCUGGAGCCACGUCGCCGUGCUCUUUGCGAACGGCGCUGUCAAGACGAGCCACCUUGACGACCUCGACGCCAUGGCCUCGAAAGCCAUGGUGCAGCUGCCGCUCGACGAUGCCCGCGCCGUGCAAGUCGUCGCAGGGGAAGACUUUACCGCGGUCGUCACCGACGCCGGUCACGUAUACCUCUGGCGCCAAAACCCCAUGGACCUUGCGCGGCUCAACGACGACGAUGGUCGCCCCGUCGUUGCGACACAUGCUACGGCGUGCUUCCGGACGCUUUCGAUUUUCAACGGUCGUACCAACUCGGUCCAGUGUUUUGCCGUCACGAGCACCGAUCUCAACGACGUGACGCCGGCGACGCUGGCGAGUCUCGGCGUGUGCAAGGUGACGCAUGGCGACUGGCACUCGGGCGUGCUCACAAGCACGGGGCACGUCUGGACAUGGGGCAAUGGCUCGGCCGCCCUCGGCACCGGCGACCACGGCAACCGCGAAGUGCCGACACCGACCCAGGUGACAACGGGUCUCGAGAACCUCUUUGUGUUUGAUAUUGGCUUUGGCGGGUGGCACUCGGCGGCGCUGGCCGUCGCCUUGUGA
Messenger RNA from Saprolegnia parasitica CBS 223.65, 1182 nucleotides. RefSeq lists its product as hypothetical. The record is from RefSeq and is a predicted model, not a curated record. The coding region runs from base 1 to 1182 and encodes 393 amino acids. Lineage: Eukaryota; Oomycota; Saprolegniomycetes; Saprolegniales; Saprolegniaceae. Gene Ontology annotation, molecular function: protein binding; guanyl-nucleotide exchange factor activity. The transcript has a single exon. Gene Ontology annotation, cellular component: cytoplasm.